Molecule: messenger RNA, 2262 nt
Organism: Aureobasidium pullulans EXF-150
Lineage: Eukaryota; Fungi; Ascomycota; Dothideomycetes; Dothideales; Saccotheciaceae
Exons: 2
Coding region: 25-2109 (694 amino acids)
Biological process (GO): mRNA processing
Cellular component (GO): nucleus
Molecular function (GO): RNA binding; metal ion binding
Source: RefSeq, a predicted model, not a curated record
ACUUUACUUUGCAAUUGUACAACAAUGCAUCUCGACGAUAGCGCGUCAGACGAACUGAAGGGCUGGGUGGUCAAGAGGCUAGAGGACAUCUCGGAUGCCGACUCGGACGUCCUCGCCGACUAUGUCAUCGCCCUGAUCAAGUCAGAGGAGUCAGACGACGCCGUCAAGCAGAACUGCCUCGACAACCUACAGGACUUUUUGCACGACAGCACCGCUACCUUUGUCAACGAUGUUUUCGCCCAUCUCUCAAACGCCUCGGCCGCCCCUCCAAAGCCGCUACAGCCCACCGCCUCUGCUUUCCAGCCUAAUGCGCCCGCCUUCCAACCCAGCGAUCCUGCCUUCAAUCCUCCCUCAGGUCCUGCCUCAAAGAAGCGCGAAUUCAACGAGAGCAACGCCUUCGAUAGCUACGCUCAAGGUCGCCAACAAGACCGCCCUAUGAAGCAGAUGCGAAGAGGUGGACGCGGCGGUCAAAGAGGAGGCUUCAUGGGUCAAAUGCCCGGCGCACCUCAGGGCAUGCCCCAAUUCGAUCCGAACAACCCCAUGGCCGCUCUGAUGGCAAUGCAGCAAGCAAUGGGCCAAUUACCUGGUAUGUCAGGUAUGCCCGGAAUGCCUCAAAUGCCCUUCCCUGCUUCACCUGGUGGCUUUGGCAACACUGCGCAACAACCGCGCUCGGGUCAGAGGUGCCACGAUUAUGACACCAAAGGCUUCUGUGCGCUCGGCGCUUCAUGCCCCCAUGAGCACGGCAACGACCCUGUAGUCGUACCCCAGCAACAAGGAGACGAAUACGAUCCCUCGAACGCUUCCCUCUCACAGGGUCGUUCAUUUGGUGACAGAGGACGUGGUCGCGGUCGCGGUAGAGGUGAUAGAGGCGCCUUCCGUGGUGGUCGCGGUGGACGUGCCGAUUUCUCAUCUGCUGGACCAAACCAUGAUCGCUCUAUAACACAGGUUGUUGUUGAACAAAUUCCUGAGGAGAACUUCAACGAGCAAUCCGUCCGCGACUUUUUCUCCGAAUUUGGUACCAUCGAGUCUGUCGAGUUGCAAGAUUACAAGCGUCUAGCUAUCAUCAAGUUUGAGGACUACGACACCGCGAAGAAGGCAUACGACAGUCCCAAGGUCAUUUUCGACAACCGAUUCGUCAAGGUUUACUGGUACAAGCCCGACAGGAUGCCACGAGAACGCCAUCAGAACGGUUUUGGCAAGGGCGAUGGUGAUGUGGAGAUGCAGGAGGAGGAUAAGAUCGACCCUGUUGAAUUCGCAAAGAGACAAGAAGAAGCCCAGCGCGCACAUGAAGAGAAGACGAAAAAGAUCAAGGAGGCCGAGGCACAACGACAGGAGCUGGAGCAGAAGAUGAAGGCCCAGGCCGAGGAGCGCAGUAGAUUGCUUGCCAAACUCGCCGCUAAAGAGAGAGGAAAGUCUGGUACCCCAGAUCAAGCUGCUGCUGCUGGCCAGAACGGCGCUGCUGCCAAUGGAGCCGACGGCAACAGUACACCCUCGCAGACCGACGCUUUGAAAGCCAAGCUUGCCGAGUUGGAGAAAGAAGCUGAGAGCAUGGGCAUAAACCCGAAUGAGGAUCAGCAAUGGCAAGGCUUCGCUCCUCGUGGUCGUGGUGGCUACAGAGGACGUGGAGCAUUUCAACCACGAGGCGCAUGGCGAGGUGGAAGAGGUGCCUUCGCUCCCCGUGGAGGUGCUGUGAGACGACUAGACAACAGACCCAGAACUGUUGCUGUCGUUUUCGCAAAUAACGAAGAAAUGAGCCCGCAAAAAGACGAGGCCCUGAGGCAAUAUCUGCUAUUUAGCGAUCUCAUGGAGGCUACCCAGAUCAGCCAACAUCCUUCACGCUCAGAUGCUGCCAUGUUGGCCUUUAACGAACGCUACCAAGCCGAGAAGUUCCUUAACCAUGGCACCGACAUCCCGCAUAUCGGCAAGGUUGAGCUUUCAUGGAUGGCAAACCCAGCGCCUAGCACACCCGUCGCGGUUGCACAGUCAGGAACCGAGACUUCGAAGGACGUCAACAUGGACGAGCCCCAACAAGAUUUCGCACCUCCAAGACCGGCAGCCGAGAUGGACUACGAUGUAGCUGAUGAUGACGACAACUGGUUGGUCGAAUAAUGAGGAACGGCAAAUGAUGCAUCAGGUUCUCGCUUCAGGUUAUACAUCCUCCUUUUCUGUGAAGGACCGCAUUUAUAUUUUUCUGUACAGUAAAGAAUCACAUCUACCUAUAUGGUGUUUGAUGUCAAGAACAUUGAACAUCUCUGCAACUUC